AUGGAUCGGGCGUGCUGGGAAUCCUUCUCGCCGGGGCCCCGUGACAUGGGAGUCAUCAGCCCCGGAGAGCGGCUGCUGAGAGCCAAGGAACCCCAUAUCGAGCCAAGCCGCCGUGUCAAGGGAGACGUUGUCGCCCAGGCCCCACCACUCCGCGAACGGGAAAUCCUGGUCUGCGGAGCGGCCCAAUUCGUUCUCGCCUGUGUCGCCUUCGAGGAGCUUGUCGAGCUGGCAGGCGAAGAAGCGUGA
Molecule: messenger RNA, 246 nt
Organism: Clonostachys byssicola
Lineage: Eukaryota; Fungi; Ascomycota; Sordariomycetes; Hypocreales; Bionectriaceae
Source: the annotation of a GenBank genome assembly